UCUCGCCCUUAUAUGACCCGCGCCUUCAUCCCGCACUCUUCUCCACGCAAACUCGUACGCCACUCUGCAGCAGAGGUAGUGACCAGUGAGAACUACGAGCACGUAGCAGACGGUCGUGGCUUUACGUGCUCUCGUGCGUGCGUGCGUGCGUUCCGAAGCCAUGGCACGCAGCGUCUCGUUGCUGCUUCUUUCGGUGCUGCUCUCGUGCAGCUGGUGCGGGGCCGUCACGGCGCGGCCGGGGCCUUCUUCCGUUGACGCCGCGGCGGCGGGCUUCGUGAAGUCGUGGUGCGCGGGGACGGAGUACCCGUCCCUGUGCGACGCGACGCUGGCCUCGUACGCGGCGGAGGUCGGGGCCAGCCCGGUGCGCCUGUCGUGGGCCGCGCUGACGGUGACUCUCGGCGGCGCGCGCAACGCGACGGCCGCGAUGAAAGGGAUGGCGGCCGCGGGCCACCUGGCGCCCGUGGCGGCGGAGGCGGCGCAGGACUGCGUGAGCAUGCUCGGGGACUCCGUCGGCAUGCUGCGGCAGUCGGUGGAGGCCAUGGCGCGCCUCGGGGAGGAGGAGCAGAAAGGGAAGGCGGCGGGGGGCGGCAGCAGCAGCAGCAGGAACGUGAGGUUCCAGGUGGACAGCGUAAAGACGUGGGCGAGCGCGGCGCUGACGGACGACGACAUGUGCAUGGAGGGGUUCAAGGGGGAGGCCGCGGGCGGGGGUGGCGCGAGGGAGGCCGUGCGCGGGCACGUCGUCGGCGUCGCGCACCUGACGGCCAACGCGCUCUGCAUCGUCAACGCCAUGGCCAAGCAGAUGCCGUAGGUCACACACACAAGAUACUCAAGUGCAUGCUUCUUGUGUAUACACCAUCACCACGUAGAUGCCUUGUGCAUACGCAUACGUCUUUUGCAUGCUGUGGCAGUAUGAGAUCAUUAUAGUGAUAUUAGCAUGGUCGCAUCUGAUUAGCAGAAUGAUGUGUUACAGCCGCCAAUGGAAGAGUCACGGAUUAAUUGUCGUGUCGUGCAUGUUGGUCCAUGUAUUUUUAUGAUAUAGUACAUGCAUGAUUGGUUAUUGC
Phragmites australis (common reed) is the source of this 1061-nucleotide messenger RNA. Its product is annotated as pectinesterase inhibitor 7-like. The coding region runs from base 161 to 808 and encodes 215 amino acids. Gene Ontology annotation, biological process: negative regulation of catalytic activity. Gene Ontology annotation, molecular function: enzyme inhibitor activity. The record is from RefSeq and is a predicted model, not a curated record. The transcript has a single exon. NCBI's taxonomy places the organism in Eukaryota, Viridiplantae, Streptophyta, Magnoliopsida, Poales, Poaceae.